AAAAACAAGAAAAAUAGAAAUAAUAGGAUAUCAAAGACAAGCAAAAUCCAGCGUUUCGAGUGAGUUGUAGAAACAGAGCAUACGUGUCUGCUGAACUUGGAAAAGCAUAUAUGUAUAUAUAUCAUAUAGAAACAAUGAUCGGCUCACAACACCAUCGUCUCCGUCUCUCUCUCUCUGAACUAACUCUUAAUCUCUGUUCAUGGGUUUAUCUCUCCGUAUUUCUAGGGUUUGGUUCUUCUCAUGAUUCAAGGCUUCACUAAUCAGAACAGCCAAGAACUGGUGCUCGGGCGGUGAUAAAUUUUGAAUUUUGAUGAUCGCCUCAUCAGUCAAUCGAUUUCUGUACCACCCCAUACACCCUUGUUCGGUGUCUAGGGUUAGGGUUUGGUCCCGUUCUCUUGUAUUCAGUUCUUUGCUCAUAAUAUCAAUAUUCAAUUCUAGGGUUGUUCUUGUUUCUUUAUUAUUGCUUUCCGUUUUUGUGGUGUUCAGACUUUAGUGGAAUUUUUUUUUCAACCAAGACUGUAUAAUUAGCGAUUAUUUUGAUGUUAUCUUCAAUUUCUUUGGCUAUGAUUUGAUUUUAGAGAGGGAAAAUCUGUAAAAUAUUGUUAGUGAAUUUUGCAAAGCAGACCCAUAUCAAAAGCAUCAUUAUCAUUUUUAUUGGUAUUGUUAGAAAAAAUUUAUUGGUACUUGAAUAAAUGUCGAACCUUGGGUUGAACAAUCGGAAUAAUAGCGGCCAGAGAUUAGGCAUCACAGAACCUAUUUCACUGGGUGGACCAAAUGAGUUGGAUGUGACCAAGACUCAAGAGCUCGAAAAGUUUUUGGCAGCUGCUGGGUUGUAUGAAAGUCAAGAAGAAGCUGUGAGCAGGGAGGAAGUGCUUGGGAGAUUAGACCAGAUCGUCAAGAUUUGGGUGAAAGCCAUUAGUCGCGCCAAGGGAUUGAAUGAACAACUGGUGCAAGAAGCAAAUGCUAAGAUUUUCACCUUUGGGUCUUAUCGGCUGGGGGUGCAUGGCCCUGGUGCGGAUAUAGAUACGCUUUGUGUUGGACCUAGACAUGCAACCCGAGAAGAAGAUUUUUUUGGUGAGCUGCAUAAAAUGCUCUCAGAGAUGCCUGAAGUAACGGAGUUGCACCCUGUGCCUGAUGCACAUGUUCCAGUGAUGAGAUUCAAGUUCAGUGGUGUUUCUAUCGACCUUCUUUACGCAAAACUAUCACUUUGGGUCAUUCCUGAAGACUUGGAUGUUUCACAAGACUCCAUAUUGCAGAAUGCUGAUGAGCAAACAGUUCGUAGUCUCAAUGGUUGUAGAGUUACUGACCAAAUCCUGCGUUUGGUACCAAAUAUUCAGAAUUUUCGAACAACAUUGAGAUUCAUGAGAUUUUGGGCAAAGCGGCGUGGUGUUUAUUCAAAUGUUGCAGGGUUUCUUGGCGGUAUAAACUGGGCAUUGCUUGUUGCUCGCAUAUGCCAGCUAUAUCCCAAUGCAUUGCCCAGUAUGCUAGUCUCUCGGUUCUUCAGGGUCUAUACUCAAUGGCGUUGGCCAAAUCCUGUCAUGCUGUGUGCUAUUGAAGAAGGAACACUUGGACUUCAAGUUUGGGAUCCUAGAAAAUAUCCAAAGGACAGGUUCCAUUUGAUGCCUAUAAUUACCCCAGCUUAUCCCUGCAUGAAUUCUAGUUACAAUGUGUCAUCAAGUACUUUGCGGAUUAUGUCAGAAGAAUUUAAGAGGGGAAAUGAAAUUUCUGAGGUUAUGGAGGCAAACAAGGCUGAUUGGGCUACCCUUUGUGAGCCUUAUCCUUUCUUUGAAGCUUACAAGAAUUAUCUACAGAUAGAAAUUGCCGCAGAAAAUGCAGAUGACUUAAGGAAAUGGAAAGGCUGGGUUGAGUCUCGCCUCCGUCAGCUAACUCUGAAGAUUGAGAGGCACACUUAUAACAUGCUUCAAUGCCAUCCACACCCGGGUGAUUUCUCAGACAAAUCUAGACCUUUUCAUUGUUGUUAUUUCAUGGGCCUGCAAAGAAAGCAGGGAGUUCCCGCAAGCGAAGGGGAGCAAUUUGACAUAAGGUUGACUGUUGAUGAAUUUAAGCAUUCUGUUGGCAUGUACACAUUGUGGAAACCUGGAAUGGAGAUUCAUGUAAUCCAUGUAAGACGCAGGAACAUACCCAAUUUUGUGUUUCCUGGUGGGGUUCGACCUUCUCGCCCUACUAAAGUAGCCAGUGAGAGGAGGCGGGUUUUAGAACCUAAUGUCUCUACCCAAGCAGUUCUAGAGGGAGCAGAAGAUAGCAAGAAAAGAAAGCGAGAGGAUGAAAAUGUAGAGACUAACUCAAGAAAUGCCAAAUGUUUGGUUGCUGCAGCUUCCUCCAGUCAUGAAGUUCUUUCGAGUAACCCUCUUGUCAGUACUGUCAAUGCCUGUUCAAUAAAAGUUGACAGUAUGGAUAUAAAUAUGUUGGGAAAGACAAGGAAAGAAAAAGUUGAAAAUAAUAUAGAGCAUGGCUUGAAGAAUUUGAAUAAUUCAGUUGAGGUUCCUCCUCAGAAUGGUGAAGUUGAUGGAUCUGUGAGAUGCUCUCACCCUAUUAAAACUUUAUCUUCUUCCGGGGGUUCACCAAGCUCUACAGAAGCAGAGAAAAUUGCGAUUGAGAAGAUCAUGUCUGGUCCAUAUGUUUCUCAUCAAGCUUUCCCAGGGGAACUUGAUGAGCUUGAAGAUGAUGUUGAAUAUAAAAAUCAAGUCAAAGAUUUCACAGGGAGCACAAAAGGCAGCUCUGCAGAAUCUUCAAAAGCAAAUGUAGCAGAGGAGCCUCUAACAACUACCAGUGGAACUGUUCCUUGCACCAUUUUAAGCCCAAAUGGGGGCUUGGAGGAGCUUGAGCCUGCUGAACUCAUGCCACCAUUGUCAUACGGGAACCGGCCCUCAUCGACAGAGCAGAAGAAGCCAAUUAUAAGGUUGAGCUUCACUUCCCUAGCUAAAGCUACAGGCAAAAGCACCUGAGGGGGAUAUCUGGCACCAGAUAAAGCGAAGCCAGUGGAAGAGAAAUGAUCAAAUCCUUCAAAUCUCAUUUAUAUAUAUAAAAUAAGAACUGAAUUUUCCCCAUCUUUUUUGUUUUUUUGAUAUCCAUAAAUCUUGAGUAAGCAAAGCCCCCUUUUCCGAAUCCGGGUUCAAGAAAAUGUGGAUUACUUGCAGGAGAAUUACUGAUUUUUAUAGCUGCUUCUGCAUCCUAAUAUUAUUCUGGGUACUUCCACUUC
Vitis vinifera (wine grape) is the source of this 3220-nucleotide messenger RNA. RefSeq names its product nuclear poly(A) polymerase 1. The transcript is spliced from 12 exons. Bases 693 to 2966 code for a protein of 757 amino acids. NCBI's taxonomy places the organism in Eukaryota, Viridiplantae, Streptophyta, Magnoliopsida, Vitales, Vitaceae. The record is from RefSeq and is a predicted model, not a curated record. Gene Ontology annotation, cellular component: nucleus. Gene Ontology annotation, molecular function: poly(A) RNA polymerase activity; RNA binding.